Molecule: messenger RNA, 336 nt
Organism: Brenthis ino (lesser marbled fritillary)
Lineage: Eukaryota; Metazoa; Arthropoda; Insecta; Lepidoptera; Nymphalidae
Source: the annotation of a GenBank genome assembly
AUGAUGGCAACUCCAAGCACUUCAGCAAAUGCUACGAAUGCGACAGGUCUACCACCUCCGACCAGGGCUAAGAAGCCUUUUCCGCGUCCACGACCGCACUUCAAAAGUAAGGAAUUUCCCACACCAGCCAAACCGUCAACCACAUCGACUCCACUGACUAACGACCCACUCUGGCUAGACUCCUUCGUGCGUGAGGGCGACCAUGGCCUUACUGUCUCAGAAGGCAUAAAAGAGGCUCCAGCCGACGCUGUCGGAUAUGUAGAACUCAUCGAAAAAGAAUACGACGCAUUAGCAUCUUGCGAAAGGUACUUCGGAAAAGCAAACCAUGACCACGCG